Messenger RNA from Vespula pensylvanica (western yellowjacket), 569 nucleotides. RefSeq lists its product as uncharacterized. NCBI's taxonomy places the organism in Eukaryota, Metazoa, Arthropoda, Insecta, Hymenoptera, Vespidae. The record is from RefSeq and is a predicted model, not a curated record. Bases 239 to 541 code for a protein of 100 amino acids. The transcript is spliced from 3 exons.
UGGCGUAUUGUUGUGCCACGUGCCAUCGUUUCGCAAAGAUAUUACCAUUAUUAUUUUCUCACAUCCAUAUAGCAUCCUGAUUGAGCAAGGAAAGGAUUACGCGCAAUUAAGAGGUUUAUUCGAACUUUUAUUCAAAUGUGCAGUGUGAAUUUGCACAUUUCAUCGUCGUCGCCAGACGAUAACUUUUUGUUUUCAGUAUAUAACACAUACGUCAUUGCAUUUUGGAAGAAUAGUUAAAAUGGCAGAGACAACGAGAAAAAGUAUAUUGGAUGUGGUGGAAAAAAAUUUAAAGAUUAUUAACUACAGUACAUACGUAACACGAAUCUCGUAUUUUGGAGAAUAUUUUCACAGUUCGGAAGAAUUGCAAGAGGUAAUGAAAAAGAUCGUCAAAGCACUGCACGUGGAUUCGAAUGAAAAUCUCGUGACCGGUUUGUUACUCGUUUAUCCAAAAUUUUACAUACAUCUCUUGGAGGUACGUUUUCACGUGAUUGUAUCGAACAAAAGGAAAAAUAGUAAUAAGCCCUUAAUCGCAAUAAGUUAAGAUCAUUAAAAAGAAUUUUGAGAAAGGA